This is a messenger RNA of Triticum aestivum (bread wheat), 3982 nucleotides long. RefSeq lists its product as uncharacterized. Lineage: Eukaryota; Viridiplantae; Streptophyta; Magnoliopsida; Poales; Poaceae. The transcript is spliced from 4 exons. The record is from RefSeq and is a predicted model, not a curated record. Bases 2604 to 3332 code for a protein of 242 amino acids.
AUGCACGACGGGGAUACCGGUUUAGCCUACGUAUUACCGUGGCAGGUGUCUGUCACCAUCCGCUCGUCGUAGGGUAACAGCAUCACGGGCUCGGCUCUGCACGUUCUUGUCUUCUACCUCCCCACCGCAUACAGACGCGGACCCGUGAAGGCGAAUCACUUAUCUCCCCACGCAGCGCCCCUGCUUUGUUCUUCGACUUGACCCUCUAAUGGAUUGGGCGCAAGGAGGCGAAUCAAUGGCGCCGACGCUCGCCGCCCCGGGAGCCUCUCCGGCGGACGGCCAUAGAUCCCGAGCCGCUGCAGUUGAUCCAUUUUUAGCGAGCCCUGAGAUUGACAGAGGGGGGGCGGCCCGGCACUGGAUUUCCCCGGCGGCCAGCCCGUCCCUGCGCCUCCUCUCGGCUCUCGCACCGGACACUCCUGCCUCCCGCUCAGAUUUGGCCCCUGUUCGUGCUCUGCCUUUGCUGAAUCCCCCUCCCACUCCGCCUAGCAUGCUCCUGGAGGAACAAGAGAGGGCGCAGAUGGACCAGAGUCACGGGCCGCCACACCUCUGUCCUUUUCUCAAGCUAUACAGGACCCUAGGCUACGUAAUAGGCACAUCACGGAUGGCGGGGCUACUAACCCGCUCGAAAUAACCAUGGCCUAGCGAUCUUACGGAACGGGCUGACACCUAUCCCGAUGUAUAUGUACGACCCAGAUAAGCGGGCCGGGGUGCAUAUGCUCUAUUUUAUAUUUUCGCUGCAAUGAAGUAUCCACAUAACUCAGACGAGUAGCCGCGCCAGGCCCACUAGCAACAACACUGUAGUGUCGACCCUCCGUGACAUCUUCAGUGGCGGUCGCUAACACGCAGCUUGCAGCACAGGACGGUGGUCGGGGAACCGGCGACGCUCCAUUAUAGCACCGGCGUCCACACGCAAUGUCGUCGCAGAGCCUGCGACACUCCAUUGCAGCGCCGACGGCCACACACGAAGCCUGCGACGCUCCAUUGCAGUGCCGAAGGGACAGCAGAAAACGGGGAAGCAGUUGUGGCCCUACGGUGUAGCAGCAGGAGUGGUCGGAAUACAGGCGAGCUCGGCGCAAUGGCUGCGGCUCGGUCGAGCUCGGGAGAAGGCAGGAGAGGCGUCGGACGGCUGUGCGUGAGGGGCUGCUCCAUGGUGUGCGGCCGGUAUCCUCCUGUGAAGAGAGAGAGAGAGAGAGAGAGAGAGAGAGAGAGAGGGGGUGAUGGUGAUAGACGGAGGUAAAAGGAGGGAAGUGCUUUGAAGGAAUAUAAGCGGUGGUCGACGGCUCUACAUGUUCAAUCGCAUGCAGAAAGAAGGGAAGAGAGAGAGAGGGGUAGCAGCGAUCAAUCCACUAAGUACGUCGCCUCAUCCUACGUAAAAAUGUAUGUACAUGCGAAGACAUUCGGUGCUCAUAGUUUUACUUUGUUUGUUAUAUAUAUGUGUGCGUGUGUGUUUGUGUGUGUUGAUCUGCCUUACUCCUCUUAUUAAUAUUUGUUUAGGUAAACUCAUUGCAUAUAGUAUAUCACAAUGAUUGUAGUGUACGGAUAAACUCAGAUUUUGUCUGAUCUGUUGUAUGCUAAUUUAACCCGAUUUAAUUUCUAACCAUGGCAACAAUGCUCAGUUCUUUAUUUUAAAUGGUUCUGGACCUGAGAUGCAGAAGUCAGUAGGAUGCAUGUUCUGAACUUUUCAUUGAGAUUUAGACAAUACCACGGUUGAAAUUGCUAAGCAUGAUAUUGAUGUAUGAUGUUUCUGAAAAUAUAUAAAAAGAUAUGGAAAAAUAUAGAUUGUCAAGGACGGGGAUAGUACACUCUUUGCCAAACUAGCGUCCCAAAGUACCUUUGAUCCAUAGUACUUUUUCAUCAGAGACUUUUCUUCAGCGUUGGCUGUUAAUAAAGUAGAUUUAUGUUGCUUGGGUGACAAGAGAGUUAAGGGUAGUCAAGGUGCCUAGGUUUCAUUUUGGAAUGCGAAAGUUGUAAUCAGUUGAUUUUUUUUCUCCAUAGCAAUGCAUGGGCAUUCAACUGUGUGUCUUUUUAUGUAGACAAGUGCAUGUAUAUAUUUUAACAAAUGUAUAACUAAGUUUUUGGUUAAGACAAAUCUUGAUAUUAUCACAUAUGUGAGUGUUCCCCAUGACAACACACAGACCCAUGAGCUAAACAUGGAAGAAUUUUUCUCUCCCGUUGCUACGCACGGGCAUUUUUGCUAGUAAUAGUAAUCUAUCUAUCUAUCUCUAACUCUCUUCUACUACUCUUAUAAAAAACAGAGUUAGUGAUGAUGGUGUGCCUGCCAUCCUGCAAUAUAGGUCGUCCGAUUUAUAUUUGAUGGAUAGGAAGGAAACUAUGGCAAUUUUGCAAAAAGAUAUCCACACCCCUCUCCACAUUUGUAGAUAAGGCCUUCCCUCGUUCAUCUUCGUCUCCCACGAGAUAAACAGCUCGUAUAAAUGUACCUUGAUGUUUACGUGCAACGCAUGGGCCUCUUGCUAGUCUCAAAUAUAAACUGCACUAGUGCGCGCCCACAGAACAUCCUUUCUGAAGGGAUGAAGCCGUACAGUUACCAUAUCCUCUCAUGUAAACCAGCUCCAUAAGGGACAAGGCAGUUGGUCGCCAUUGCCAUGGAUUCGCAAGGCGGUGGUGCUUCUCGUCCUUGUCAAGGUUGGCAUACCUUGGACGACAAUCCUUUGGGACAAAUCGUAAGUCGCUCUGGCUUCCUCACAUCCGCAAGACUUAGCGGUACUUGCACCAAAUAUUUUAAGGGGGUGCAUAAAUAUGCGUGGGAGAAGGCCAUGCUAGUUGGCCUGCGAUGCGUCCUCGAGGACGAGGAUGUUUCCUUGGGGGUCUCUCCAGUGCGGUGUGGCCGUAGUUGCAAGUUGAAGCCCCUUGAGAUGCCGAUGUUGAGGGGCACUCAUAUUUUGUCCGAUGAGCAGGUUAGGCUUGGUGCCAGUGGAGAUUGGCUUGCAUAUGUAUGGGAAGGUAGCAACAUCAAUUUGUACAACAUUUACAACGGUGACACCGUUCCCAUAAAACCUUUGUCCAACAUUGGGAUCAGCCAUGCAAUGGGCCAUCGCAUGAAUUGGUAUGAUGGAACCACAGUGAGAUUGAAGAAGAUAGCAAUCCCGAAAUCCCUGAUAAGGUCAUCCGCCAACCAAAAUUACACUCUCAUCGCGGUGUUCGACAUUGCGAUUGCUUUCACGAACCCUGCACAUGGCGAUCAAAGGUGGACCAUGCUGUCAGCGGCCGAUUUGUUGCCGUAUGAGUACAAAGACGUUCUGCUCCUUUCUAACCGCAUCUUCGCGGUGGCAAACCAGGCGACUUGUUUAUGGGACACAUCCUACGGAAACUGAGUGCAAUAAUUGAGUAGUUUUGCAAACUACCAGUACUACACCUAAAAUGGUUCAAAAUCAAUACCACCACCACGCCCGCGUCUGACCGCCCUGGCCGACCCAAACCCCCUCCCUUGCCGGCGCACACUUCCCGUGUGAAACAUUCAGCGUUGCCCCAGAGCGUCCGUGUCGCAUUAAUGCCCGGCCAGAGCGGAGGCGACCACUCACUGGCGCCAGCUUUGAUGCAGUGCGACGGCCGAGAUAGCGCCGCUUCCCGGUGCAUGCAACUGCUCCGCGUCGAGGCUGGCCAUAGUGGUCGUGGUGGUAACUUAGCUGGUACAUACACUCGAGAAUAGCAGACACGGUGAUGUGGCAGAGAAUUAAAGAAGAGACAGGGGGUCAUGCAUGGCAAUAAAUAUGAUCAUCUAUGCUACUACUCUACGAUACUAUGCACUACAAAAGUAGUAUAUCAUACACUAGCAUCAUGCACUAGUAUUAUGUUGUAUAUGAUACUCCCCACUAUAAGUAGCCUCAAAGGACACCAUGGUCGGUCGUCAUCCGAGCGCCGCCCACAUUACAGUUGCAACUUGUUUAGAGUAGGUUUUACUGUGGUUUGUAUGAAAACUGUAAUGUAUCUCAUCCGGUUUAUAUGAAAAGUUUUCGAAAUGUAA